This is a messenger RNA of Solanum dulcamara, 783 nucleotides long. Its product is annotated as RING-H2 finger protein ATL8-like. NCBI's taxonomy places the organism in Eukaryota, Viridiplantae, Streptophyta, Magnoliopsida, Solanales, Solanaceae. The record is from RefSeq and is a predicted model, not a curated record. The coding region runs from base 84 to 689 and encodes 201 amino acids. The transcript has 2 exons.
UAUAAAGCUAAAAAAAAAAAGAGCUGAAUAGACGAAAAUCAAAUACUUUGCCUCUCUCUUUCAAUUUUCUUCGCACUUUCCUCAUGAGUAAUACUGAUCAUUCACAUAUCACCGGCGGCGUUAAACCGUCGCCGCCUUCGUCAACAUCAACGGGAAUCGGUAAAGUCGACUCCGACUUCGUCGUAAUCCUCGCCGCUCUCCUCUGUGCGCUCAUUUGCGUCCUUGGACUUGUCGCUGUUGCUCGCUGCGCCUGGAUCCGACGGAUCUCCGCCAGAGCCACCGGAAAUUCCGCUUUUUCGUCACCUCCAGCUAAUAAAGGUUUGAAGAAGAAGGUACUCAAAUCGCUUCCGAAGUUCAGUUACGCAGCAGAACACGCUGUGAAAUUCUCCGAAUGUGCUAUUUGCCUGGCGGAAUUUGCAGUCGGAGAUGAAAUCCGAUUGCUGCCGCAGUGCGGCCAUGGAUUUCAUGUAGGAUGCAUCGAUACCUGGUUAGGCUCGCACUCAUCGUGUCCUUCUUGCCGGCAGAUUCUAGUGGUGACGAGAUGUCAUAAGUGCGGCGAGUUGCCGGUAGCUAGCUCGUCGUCGGCUCCUGGAGCUGAGCCGGAAAGCCAAUUACCGAGAAAUUAUCAUCUUAUUAAAGUGUGCGGCCGUCAAUCACCUUUCCGUUUUUUUUCCCGUGACCCAUAUUAAUGUAAGUAAUUAUUUUUGAAGAAUAUUGUUCAAUGCAUCUCCAUUAACUAAAUAUAUUUAAGGCAUAACUCAUUCAAGGCUGUGACUGAUGAAA